Plectropomus leopardus (leopard coralgrouper) is the source of this 5726-nucleotide messenger RNA. RefSeq names its product ring finger protein 38 (gene rnf38). The record is from RefSeq and is a predicted model, not a curated record. Gene Ontology annotation, molecular function: ubiquitin protein ligase activity. Lineage: Eukaryota; Metazoa; Chordata; Actinopteri; Perciformes; Serranidae. Gene Ontology annotation, biological process: protein ubiquitination.
CUAAAAGCUUCUUCUGUGAGAGGAAACGAGAGGAAAAACGCAGAAAAAAAGAAACAGAGGAAAUCCCCCGAAAGGAAAUGCCAAUCGCAGCCGCUGGACAGCCAACGACUCAGGAGCCUCGAGUUUGCCCCCGGCUGCCCUCCACCCCGGAGCCUGUCCCUAAAGGGGCUGAUUUAUUCGACGAGGCGGGGGCGGCGGAGUCGGCGGAGCGGACAGAGUACGGGGGCGCGGAGGGGGGCAGAGGACUCGGGGGCUAUAGUUACAGCCAGAGCGGCGCUAGGGGCUUUGUACAGCCCGGAUCCACCAACGGCAGUCCGCCACAGUCCCCAGCCGCGUCCUCCUCUUUUCUCUUCCAUCCACUGCACCCCCACCCCCACCAAAUGGCCAUGGAGCCCCCGAGGACUCGAUCGCGAUCUCGGUCUGGAUAUUACCAGCAGUACGGUGGUGGGAAUGGCAAUGGGAUUACUGGCAGCGGAGUCAUGGGAUCUAACCAUCACCACCACCACCACCAUCAGCAGCAACUGCAUCCACAGCAGCAGCACGGUGCCGGUUGCGCACCACUUGGAGCUCACAGCAACCACCCGGAGAACCAGCCGAGAGCACCAGGAAGUAACGCCUCCUCCGGCAUUCAGAGGCUGUCCUCGGUUCCCGGAGCGCACCGCAUCCCGGCGGCAGGAGCCUCUGGUGGGUCCUACCACUGCCACCCAGAUCAUGCAUACGGAGAGGAAAGUGAUAAGAGUGAGGAAAGCCCCAGUCCAAAGCGCCAGAGGCUGUCCAGUCAGUCUGUCUUGGAACAACUAACCUCAUCCGCCCCCCCACCAUCCACUCCAUCUCCCCCCAUCCGCCCCUGGGAGUCAGGACCCCCAAGUCGGAGACAGCCUCACCCCCACACACACUACCACCAGGAGAGAUGCCUCACUCCUGCUCGGCACAGACGCAGCCCUCCAGCAAGGCGUCAGCGUGGCCGACUCUCCAGACCCACCCGACACCUGCCUCCCCAUCACCACCCCUCCACCCAAGGCCCCACACCUCGCCUGUCGCCAUCGGAGCACCAGGAUGAAAAUUUCCACCACAACCCCCAUCCCUCCACACACCAGACAUACCCAACACACACUCCCAGCGCCUACGGUCAGCCUCCCACAGCCGGAGGAGGGGGGGGCGGUUUGGAGGAGCCCCGAGCCUUCCACCCUCCCACCUUGUCGCCACGACUACUGCACCCGGCUGCCCACCACCACCACCCACAUCAUCAUCAUCAUCACCAUCAUCAUCAUCAGCAACAGCAUCAUGCAACGCAACAGCAGCAAGGAGCCAUGGUCAUGGACUUACAUGAGCAGCUGCAGCAGGCCAGUGUACCCGUCUCCUACACAGUGACCCCAGUUCCUCCACACGGUCUCGCAGCACCUUUGUGUAGCGGCCAGCACCUUCCCCCUACCUGUUCCUCACAACAACAAGUCCCCGCUUGCAGCGUGGUCUUCAGCACUGGACAACACUACCACCCGAUGCUGCAGGCAUGCUCAAUGCAACAUUUGCCGGUGCCCUAUGCCUUCCCCUCACUGCUAUCCAGUGACCCUCAGUUCCUGCUUCCACAUCCACCCCACCUCUCUCACCACCCGCCCCACCUCCCCACACCCGGACAGUUCCUGCCUUUCCAGACGCAGCAGCCCCGAUCGCCCUUACAGAGGAUCGAAAAUGAGGUCGAGCUUCUGGGAGACCAGCUUUCUGUAGGUGGAGGCUUCAGCUACGCCCACCAUCACCACCACCACCAUCACCACCAGCCGCCCUCCACCCUGCCGCCCUCCACUCCACUCCAGUUCCUCUCGCACCAUGACCCCCUGUCGCAGGAGCUCUUUACAGUGCCCUAUCCCCACUUUAUGCCUCGACGGUUCACAAGCCGGCGUUACCGCUCUCAGCAGACUGUACCCCCGUCACCCUACCACCCCAGCUUCCUGCCUUACUUCCUGUCAAUGCUUCCUGUGCCCCCAAAUGUGGCCCCCACUAUCAAUCUAGAGCUGGAUGUGGACGACGGAGAGGUGGAGAACUAUGAGGCCCUGCUGAACCUCGCAGAACGUCUCGGAGAGGCUAAGCCCCGUGGUCUAACUAAGGCGGAUAUAGAGCAGCUUCCAUCAUACAGAUUCAACUCCAACAACCAUCAGUCUGAGCAAACACUGUGUGUGGUGUGUAUGUGUGACUUUGAGUCUCGCCAGCUCCUAAGGGUCUUGCCGUGUAAUCACGAGUUCCACGCCAAAUGUGUAGACAAGUGGCUAAAGGCUAACCGAACCUGUCCUAUCUGUCGAGCCGAUGCCUCUGAGGUCCAGCGGGAUUCUGAGUGACCUCAUAUCGCCACCCACAAUCCCUUACUCCCCUUUUGAAUGCACCAACCAAUCAGUGAACUUCUCUCCUUAUGACAUACACCUCAGUUCACACAUUCUGCUACAUAACUGGGACCAGUGCUCCUUUUUCUUUCACUCCCUAUCCCCUGGGACACUGAACAGUAAUUCUCACCUGGGAUCAGCAACUUUCUACUGACUCGUGCUCACCUUAACGCUGGACUUCCUGGGCCUUCUGUUUUGGACUAUUACACCCCCACUACUCUGCCUUCUGCUUUUGGUUACCCCUUACUAUGAAUGGCCUUUGAAACACAUACACACAGUGUCAUGUGCAGGUGGACAUAUAUAUAUGUGUAUUUUUCUAAACUCGUUAUGAGCCCUGGAAAGAAAGAAAGACAUUCUUUUGAAAACAUCUGUAUAGUUGUACUAACAUUUAGGGAGAAUUGGCAGUCCAAAGAUUAUGAUAAAUCCCAUUGUUGUUAUUCUGGUUAUGAUUAAGCAUUCACAUCUUGGCUUGCAGAGACUGUCAUUUUUUUUACUAAACUUAUUAUAAUUGCAGUUGAACAGUAUCAGUCCAUUUUUUAUUUCUUAAUGUGUAUUCUUGCAUUCCUCAGCGUGAGAGCAGUCUGUUUGGGACGAAACAAAGAUACUGUACACUGUAUAUCAAAGAAUGAGCAACUUUGGAACAGUGAAAAAUAGACUUUAUUUUCUCUAUACGCGCGUUUGUGUGCAAGUGUGUGCAAGUAUGUGUUCUUGCGCUCGUGUGUGGGUGUGUAUGUGUGUGUGUGACUCCUGUGGUAUUUAUACAGUUCAUGUGGUACAGUGCAUUGACUUCCUUAAUCCUGUAUUUUCCACUCAGACUUAGACUCACUGGAAGCUGAGGGUAACUUCAGCAGUAACUUUAUAGCCAAGAUUUGUUUAAAAAUCAAACUUUAAAAUCAAAGUUUAGGAGCAGGAACACCUCGAGGGAAGUUAACAAUGCUUUUGUGUCAUGUUUCUUUUUAUUUUCUAAGCCACAGAUCAUUAACACACUCUUUGAUUCCGUCACUCCAUGUCUGUCCGUCUGAGUCACUUAUGCCUCAAAAGAAGGCAUUUGAGAACCAUUUUUGUAAUACAGUACGUCCUAACUUAAAAGAAACAGAUUGGGACUAUUUUUCUUUCUUUUUUUGACAUUUCCACUAGGGCACAUUAUGUGAAUAUAGUCAAACUUACAGAGCUGACAAGGUGGAUGCAAAAUAUUCAUUAAAAAUGUCACCAAAACAUUAAAACAUGCUCAGUUUACUAGCUUUCUUCCAGGGAUGAGGCCUUUGAAAACAUGUGUCUAUAUCUGUCUUUGUAACCAAACAGCUUUUUGUCACUGUUGGUAGAUAUAGAUGUAAUGCUUUCUCCAUUACUGACAGGGAACAAGUUUGAAGAGACUUAAAAGGUCACAGCUAAAUCUACUGUUUCACCAGAUGGUGGAUGUGACACUUCAGCACUUUAAUAUGUAGAUAUCUAGACCUACACGCUCUUGUCAUUCAGAAAAAAACACUGAUCAGUUUUCCCACAGUCCCUUUGUACGAAAACAAACACUCAAAUGCAUUAAAAUCACUUAUGUUCUCCACAUCGACUUUCAGUACCUACCGAAUCCCAAUAUGUCAGUUCUCUUAUUUUUCUCACAGCACAUUCACUUCCAGAUGUUUGGGGUUAUGUUCACUCUGUAAGGUUUACGUAAGCAUGUGAUAAUGUAACUCAGAGAUGUUCCCGCACAAGCACAGAGCAGGCUUUUUAAUGUAAUUACAGCCGUAAGUGGCCGUUCGGAGUUCAAGCCCUUUCUCGGCCAACAGAAGGAAACAGCUCAGUUGCCAAAAUCAAAGUUGCAACCAGCAGCAAGCAGGUUUCAGGCUUCACAAAGUGGAACAAAGUCACUUUGACGAUUCAAUUCUGUAUGAAAAAGGAGUGAGACCAAUCACAAGCUUGUAUUUAUCAUCACAAUGUAUGCAAUAUUUCAGCAAUUAUACACUUAAAGUUCUGCCUUUUGCUCUGCCUUUAUCGGAUGUGAACGAAACUUGGUGUGUAUGUUCAGGAUGUAGUGCAGGAUGUCUCCACUGAGUUUAAUCAGGAUUGCUUGAAGACAACAUGAGUUCUGACCUAUUUCCUGCUAAGCCCCGCCCUUUGUGAAGAGUUUUUGAUUGAUAGCAACCAUUUUUUUGUCUUACCAAUCCUGCCUAUUUAUAAUAGACCUGUGUAGCUCUGUCCUGUAAUACUGUAUUUCAAAUUUGGUAUUGAGACAGUCAAAACCCAAAAAAGUAAAUGUCACAAAACUGUUUUUGACAUUAUGCACAUUAGCAAAAUAUCCAACAUGGUGGCCUUUAUUGUCAGAGAGGCUCUUUCUUUUGAGAACAUUGACAUGUGGCUGUGUUUCAGAUUUCAAGUUUGUGUCUCUAGCGCGUUCCAUCUCACAGCAAAUUGAGUAAAAAAGCAGAUAAUGUUUAUUAGUCCACGCCUACAUGCACCAAUAACUAUAACACUUCAGAUCGUGGUUAAUACUUGGCCUCAGAGUAUUUGUACCAGAUUUGGUGAAAUUCGGACCACCAGUUAUUGAGGUACAUGUUUCUGGCCUCUGUGGUGCCCUAUGUGUCAAACUCUAAAUAUUUUAACGAGCACAUUUCCAUCCACUAAAGAUAUUCACCAAGAUCAAUGAUGAUUUGACUAAUUGUUAAUGAGUUAUAUCCAAUUUCCUGCUAAAUUCUGCACUUGCAAAGAUCUUAUGAUUGGUGCAUCCUGUUUUAUUCUGGAUACAAAAUAGUAUGACACAAAACUACAGUGGUGCUAAUUUUAUUUUUAUUCCAGGAUGGUAAAAUUUAAGCAAUGUCACUAAUGGGUCGAGCAUUAAACUAACUGUUACACAGGAACAAAGUAAAAUAGAUAUCACCUCACAAUGAAAUUAACCCUCUUCAGCAACAGGUUCAGGCAUUAAUUAACCUUUAAAUAUAGUUUCAGCACUCUCAGCUCAUCCUAUCAGACAUGUCAACACAUCACUUUCCCUUCAUUCAUGCCAUUGCAUGUUCACAUCUGGUACAUUUUCUGAAACUUAACGUUGCAGUCAUCAAAGUCCAAGCCAAGCGAAGCUGCACAAAUACUGUACUGUUUACCAGGACCAACACUCAUGUAACAGGUGGUUAUACUGUCUGGCUUAAAAUACAUUUAACGUCCACAUGAGGGGUAUGUCCAAGUUUCUGUCCUUGCUCUUGCAAAAAGUCCACUGAAGGAUCCACUUAUGUUGGCUACAUGUGUGACCUGUUCACUAUUUCUCUACUGCUUCCUACAGGCUCUGCUAAACAUUUUAGUGUUCAGAGUCCUCCUUUAUUUUUGGCCUCAGGGUGGUGCUAGGGAAAGGUAAUAAAGUAUUUUAUAUCA